Molecule: messenger RNA, 1273 nt
Organism: Camelina sativa (false flax)
Lineage: Eukaryota; Viridiplantae; Streptophyta; Magnoliopsida; Brassicales; Brassicaceae
Source: RefSeq, a predicted model, not a curated record
ACACCUUCACCCCAAGUUUUGACUUUACACACAUCCCCGUGAUUGGUGUGGACCGUACAUCGGCGCGUCACCUCCACCCUCCCUCCCAUUCUCUCCAUUAUAACCUCAUCUUCCUCUCUCUCUCUCUCUCUCUUCUGCUACAACAAUGGCUUCAACACUCAAAUCACUCUUCCUCCUCCUCCUCUUCCUCUUCUUCUUCACAGCUCAAUCUCGCUUAACCGCAAACUUCUACUCGAAAACAUGCCCAAGAUUCCUCGACAUAGUCCGAGACACAAUCACAAACAAACAGAUCACAACACCAACCACCGCAGCCGCCGUGAUCCGCCUCUUCUUCCACGACUGUUUCCCUAACGGCUGCGACGCCUCAGUCCUAAUCUCCUCAACGCCAUUCAACACAGCUGAACGUGACUCAUCCAUCAACCUCUCGCUCCCCGGAGACGGCUUCGACGUCAUUGUCCGAGCCAAAACAGCUCUCGAACUCGCUUGUCCCAACACUGUUUCUUGUUCCGACAUCAUCUCCGUCGCGACACGUGACCUUUUAAUAACCGUCGGUGGUCCUUACUACGACGUUUACCUUGGCCGUCGUGAUUCAAGAACCUCUAAAUCUUCUCUUUUAAACGAUCUUCUUCCUCUUCCUUCUUCGCCAAUCUCUAAACUCAUUCACCAGUUUGAAUCCAAAGGCUUCAGUGUUCAAGAAAUGGUUGCUCUGAGUGGUGCUCAUUCAAUUGGGUUUUCACAUUGUAAAGAGUUUGCGGGUCGGGUGGGUCUUAAUAACACCGGGUAUAACCCGAGAUUCGCGGUGGCUUUGAAGAAAGCUUGUGCUAAUUACCCUAAAGAUCCGACUAUUUCAGUGUUUAAUGAUAUUAUGACUCCUAAUAAGUUUGAUAAUAUGUAUUAUCAGAAUAUACCAAAGGGUCUUGGGUUACUUGAAUCGGAUCAUGGGUUAUAUUCUGACCCGAGAACCCGACCUUUUGUUGAUCUUUAUGCUAAGGAUCAAGAUCGGUUUUUCAAAGAUUUUGCUAGAGCUAUGCAGAAGUUGAGUCUUUUUGGUGUCAAGACUGGUCGAAGAGGAGAGAUCCGAAGAAGGUGCGAUGCCAUUAAUUGAGUUUAUGUUUAUUUUUGUAUUUUUAUUUUUUUCGGAUUAUAUUUGGGACCAAAAAAAAAUGUGAGACUUGAGGGAUUGUGAAUCUUCUGAGUAAUUUGCUCACAUGUUUUUUUUUUCUUCCUGUAAUGUAAACACAUAUAAUCUUUAUGAAUGAUUGUUCUAAUCAAA